CCUCCUACCACCUGAUUCUGAUCACCGUGCAGCUGUUAUCACUAUAAAAUAUCACCUCCAUCUCUGCAUCCCUGAACCCUGCCCUGUCUGACUGACAGUGAAUGAAGACACCUCAAGAGAGCUCGUGUCAGCGGAGAUGUUGGCAGGUGCGUUGGUUCUGGGCACCAUCCUCACAACUUUACCAGGUAUACAGAGCAGGUGGUCAGUUUCAUUUUCGCGGAGGGAGAUCUGUGUGUGGGCAGGAACGACUGUCACUCUGCCCUGUCGCUAUGACUACCCAUCAGGUCACACUGUGAAGCGAGUCAUGUGGUUUCGGGUCUCUUCAGAUGGUCGCAGGGAGUUCACUCACCACACAGACCCAAACCAGAUCAGCCUGUCAUACCGAGGACGUACACGCUACAUUGGAGGCAGCUACUCCAGCUGUUCAGUCCAGAUUCGUGUUGUGAGGCUCAGUGAUGCUGGUCAGUACCACUUCAGGUUUGAGACAGACCAACCGAUGGGGAGAUGGACCUCCCCUAACACCAUCACUCUGGAUGUAACAGACCUCCAGGUUCAGGUUCAUCCAGCGAGGCCUGCUAACAUGUUCGGUUUUGGUGAGACUGUGUUUGUCGGCUGCCAGGCUUCAGGUUGUGCUGCUCCAGGAAGGAGCCUUGCUCUGUACAGGAAUGGACUGAACCUCGGCUCUUAUGAGAAAUGGAUGAUUAUAAACCGCUUUGACCUGCAGCAUGCAGGAGCAUACAGCUGUCGACCAAUUCCACCACAGAACGUCCAAUCACCAUCUCUCAGCCUCGCCUUGGGACACGCUCCACGCUCCACCUCCAUAUCCGUCUUCCCAGUGGGGGAGUUGAUGGAGGGAGGCUCUGCCACUCUGACCUGCAGCAGUGAUGCAGCUCCACCUGUAGAGAGCUUUGCGUGGUUCAAAGACAUGGAGAGCGGCAGCAUCCCAGACAGUUUCAGUCCUCAGCUCCACUUGUCCCAUAUCAAAUACACAGACAGAGGAGAGUACUUCUGUGUGGCACGAAACUCCCUGGGAACUGACCGCUCUAAGCCGCUUCAACUCAAUGUAACCUACUCUCCAAAGAACACACGUGUGCUGCAGAGUCUUCGGGGUGACAUCAGAGAGGGUUUGUACGUAAACCUGAGCUGUGUAAGCAACGCAAACCCUCCUGCCAGCAGGUACGCUUGGUAUCAUAUCAUUGGGGACCAGGUGUUGAAUAAAGGAAACUUCCAGAACCUGACAUUCCCCUCUGUGCGAGCUCGCCAUGCUGGUCAGUACUACUGCUCGGUGUGGAACCGGUUAGGAUACCAAAGCUCUCCUGUGGCUUCACUGGCUGUGCUGUACCCUCCUAAAAACACCUCUGUUCUGGCUCGACCCUCCACUGUGGUGGACGCUGGCCGACCUUUGACCCUGACCUGCAGCAGCCAGGCCAACCCAGCAGUGGACAACUUCACAUGGCACCGCCUUGCUCUGGGCGGGGGCUCUGUACAAUCGUGGGGCACAAAGUCCGGCCCUGUCUUCACCUUCACAGAGGUCGGCCCUGGAGAGAGCGGUCAGUACUACUGCGAGGCAAGGAACCGAAUUGGAGCCCACAGCUCUCCUGUCCUCACCGUACGAGUCAGAGGUCGUCUCAAGGUGAUCGCCCUGGCGUCAGCUGUAGGCGUGUCUGCUGGACUCAUCACUCUCACUGUGGCCAUCAUGAUCAGUAAGAACAUGCACAGAGUAGACAUGGAGUCAGGAGAAAUACCAAACAAGCGUCCGUCACUGAUAGCUGACACCGUGUUCUAUGAGUCAGCCCAGCAGGCCUUUCCAGUGAGGAAGGGCAAGAUGUCUGAUAUACCGGAGGAGCCAGAAGACUUGAGUGACAGCUGCCAUCCCUCUAUUGUUCCUCUGAAAGAUGCUCCACCAAUCACAGAAGUUGAAAGUCAAAGCCCCGCCCCAAAUUACAUCAUGGUUCACUACUCCAAGUUAUCCAGUACAGAGCAGGUGCAGGUCCACAAUCUGCCACAAGGAGGAGAUAAAAAGCUGAAGGAUUCCUCCAAAGUUGUUUACACUUUGCUGCAGCAGCCACACCAUUAACCCGGAGAAAUACAGUUAAUCAGAGAAGAUUGAUGGACAUGAAGUCAUUCCUUGUGGAUGCUGACUGUACUUCAAACAACUGGUCUGGGCCAGAAGUGCUAUGGAUGCUCCACAGUUAACCCGACCACGAGGGCCCUUGCAUUGAACUGUGCUGCACGUCUAUCCUGUUGUUUUUUAAGCAUCUUACACAUGCUGCCCUGUGAAAAACAAAUGCUUCAAAAUAUUUGACUCAUAUCCACAAUACAUGCUUUAUACAUGCACUGCUGCUGCAUGAUGAUACAUUUACGCUGAAUUUCCUAACAAGUAUAUGCUGAUGAGACAAAGUGACUGUGUGGCUGCUCGCCUCCUGACCACUGAAAAGUGCUGAUUAUUUGGAUUAAAACAUAAAUCAUCUGAGCACAUAGAUUAUUAGAAAAAAACGGAAUAUUAUUAGAAAAACAUUAAAUAUAUCUAACAUACAGUAUGACCUAUUUAAAUGCCCACAGUUAAGUCAACAAUCUUUGGCUUUAUUUUGAUUGUUGUUACAUGCAACGUUUAUCUGAUUAAUAUAGCUUCCAUCAAUUAAUCAUUUGAAGCAAAUUCAUUUAUGAUGCACAUUACAUGUUAGAGUUAAAAGUAAAGUAGCACUGAGAAAUACUGUACCAUGUGGGAAUGUAUGUUGCAGCUUUCAGUUCACUAACAUUUCACAGCACGGAUAAAUUACUAAAGGGCUAAAAGUGCAGAUUAAAAAGAUAUGUGUGUGAGUUUGUAUGUGUACAGAUUAGAAAUAAAAACCCUAGUUAAAAUUUUCACUCAUGGUUAAAGAAAUGUGCUUAAUAUUUAUGCUAAACAUUGUAAACCCAGGGGACAGAUUUAACCAAACUAGUGUCCUAUUGGCUGAAGAGCUUCUCUCGUGUCAGUAAAUGAGACUGUAAAUGAUUACUGUUUCAAUUUGCUGGAUGGUUAUUGCAACAUAAACAGUGACAGUCAGCCAUGUGUGAAGGUUUUGCAAAUAACAAACAAAUUAUGUGUUGGCAAUAAAGACUUCUUAUCAAAAACAUG
This is a messenger RNA of Notolabrus celidotus (New Zealand spotty), 3118 nucleotides long. RefSeq names its product sialoadhesin. The transcript is spliced from 19 exons. The coding region runs from base 137 to 2077 and encodes 646 amino acids. Lineage: Eukaryota; Metazoa; Chordata; Actinopteri; Labriformes; Labridae. The record is from RefSeq and is a predicted model, not a curated record.